Molecule: messenger RNA, 3576 nt
Organism: Olea europaea var. sylvestris
Lineage: Eukaryota; Viridiplantae; Streptophyta; Magnoliopsida; Lamiales; Oleaceae
Product: serine/arginine-rich splicing factor 6-like
Exons: 2
Coding region: 1278-3296 (672 amino acids)
Molecular function (GO): zinc ion binding; RNA binding
Source: RefSeq, a predicted model, not a curated record
AAUUGCUAAGUGUUUACAGCUAACUUAGAUUAUAUUGAUUCUCAGGUUCAAAUGUGAAAAAAUAAAAAAUUGGCUGAAUGAAAUACAAAAGAGCAUAAAGUUUCACUAAUGUUUUAUUUCGGUUUUUCAUUUUUGGAUUUAGAAAUCACGUUUUAUUUGUUUCUCUUGAGAAUCAGUGACCGGUGGUCACCAUAAUUGAUUAUUUUUAGCCCUACUUUCUGUUUCUACCAUCUCAUUGUUUUAACUCUGCACGUUUUGCGAGAAACAUUAAUUAUUAUUAGAAAGGAAUUUUGGGUUGUGAAUUCAAACUAGUAGCAAUUUUAUAUUCAAACAUGAAUUCAUUUGUUUCUCAUAUCCAAAGCCUGAAUCGCACAUUCCUGUUUAUGCCCAUCCGAAAGUUGUCCUGUUAGAAGCCGGAAAAAUUCAGACAAAUUUCUUGGUCUAUUUAAUGGAAUAAAUACUGGCAAUUAGUAAUAUGCCAUGUUUAUAAAAUUUGUAGGUGAUAUUAGGAUGCUGAGGAAGUGUUUUACUUAAAUUUUUACUAUACGAGGAGUCCAGGACAAUUUUAUAAUGCAUUUUUAAGAAAGAAGUAAUAUCAGUAUAUCACUAUUGAAAAUUGAUAUGCAAGUAGUACAUAUCUUGUUACCGUGUAAGAAUUUUUCCUUGUACUUUUAAGAUUUAAAUGAAAUGUCAGGGAGUGGUGUUCAUUACCAAAGAGUCGGAUAAAUAUCCCUUUAAUAUCCAAGGAUGUUUCGUCAUGAUUCUAUUCAAUAAGAUGAUAGGAAACAGCUGACACUAUUAGAUUUUCUUGUGGAUGCAGGGAAACAAUCAACUUCUUUUAGCACUAAGAACUUGUAAGUGGGACCUGAAACGCCCAUUUCUUUGUACUCUGCAGUUUAUUAGCUGUUGCAUUAUUUGGAGUGGCAUUACUUGACUUUUCAGAUUAUAGUAAAGUGUUGCGCACCUUAUAUUAGAUAGAUAGUUUCUGGUCAGUACCAAAGUUUUCAAAAAUGUUCAGACACCUUGAAUGUGUGUUGUACAAGGUGUUCAUUAGGACCCUCAAAACUUCCACUUUGAGUUCCUUUUGUCAAGACUUACGCCUUAAUUUUAAAGUGCAUGGGGCACGCAUAGAGGUGGCUGAGGUUUUCUCCCCUUAAUCCUUUUUUUAAGUCAUGUUUUCCCAACACGUUUUGAGGGUUCCUCCAGAUUGUUUAAAUGCGCCUCAACUCUAAAAAUUAGAAACAAAAGAAUAGAAUAUUGGAGAAAAUUAGAAAAUAAUGAGUGAAGGGAAUGUGCUUAGCAUAGCUUUGUACUCCUACAACAGAAUACUAAAGAAGAGAACUUGCAACUCUUUGAUUGCUAGAGACCUCCAACAUAUGUCUUUGCAUCUUGGUAAUCUGUCAUCUCGCAUUCGUAAAGAUGAAUUGGAACGUGUUUUCCGAAGGUUUGGUAGGUGUACUGUACGGAUAAAAGACAAAUACGGGUUUGUAGUUUAUGAUUACCCUGCAUGUGCUGAAAAAGCUCUGAAAACACUUCGAGGCAAAAGAAUUUGUGGAGAGCCAAUAACCCUAUCGUGGUCAAAUAGGCAGCGUCAAGCCUUGCAGCUAUUUGAUAGAGGUGGUAAAUCAUACAAGGCACCACAAGAAAGGUACUCUGUCAAAGAUAGGGUGGGAUCAAAUGGUAAAUACAAUCACAAUAUGGAAUUCAAGAAAAUAGAUAGUGAAGGUAGAAAGCCUGGUUCUUCUGACCUGGUUGAUGAAGCAAGAAGCUACCCUUCCAACAAUUUGAAUUGUUGUGCUGGGGAAAAAGAUCGUGCUGUUUUUGAUGAUUCUCAUGAAGCUAGCGGGAAGAACCAUAUGGAGGAUGAUAGGUGGGGAGAGCAGGUUUUGGAUCCAUCAAACGAAAAUGGUUUAGAAAAUGGAUUGGAGUUUGACCGUUAUGAACCUUAUUACAGUGAUGACAAAAAGGAGCAGAAUGAACUUCAAGAUGCAUCCUAUUUUGGUGGUUCACCCACUAGAACGAAGUCUCCAGAGAAAACAGGCUUUGGACAAAAUGAUCAUCAUAAAAUUUUGGAUCAUCUCAGCAAUUCAAAAUCUCGAAAAACGUGCUAUGCAUGUGGUAAAGUGGGUCAUGAAAUGCGGAAGUGCCCCUCACAGCUGGAGAGACCCAGAACAAGGUCUCAACUGCCGAGUCAAAGUAGUGAUGCUGCUCCAAUGAGGCAUCAGAAAAACGAUAGGGAGCCAUCGACUUCAAGAAAUAAUCGGAGAUUGCUUAGACGUGGAGGUUCUCCCUCAGCACAGCUUACUUCCAGACAUAGGAAACAAAAGUACAGGGAGAACAAUCGAAAUAAGACAGAUUGUGAAAGUCCAGAUAGACACCGUUCAAAGAAAGCAAGGGUUCUGUUGUCGUCUUCAACCCACUCUGAUUGUACUGCAUCCAGAUUGCAGUCACCUUCAAGAUCAAUAAGCUCAUUCUCUGGGUCUGUUUCCCAUUCCAAGUUCAAAUCAGCAUCAUCCAGAAAAAAUUCCCCGUCCGCUCAUUCGUGGUCUUCAACAUCAUACCAUUCUGGAUCUAAACCCUUCAUGUCGAGGUUGACAUCAAGCUCAAACUCUCCUACAUCUUUGGCUUUACCGGUAGCACUCGAUAGAUGUUUUUCUUCGUCACCAAAUAAAAUGCAAACAGAUUACAGGGGAGACGAAAAACUGGUAAAAGGUGUCAGUGGCACCAAAUCUGAAAAUAUUACAGUUACGGAAAAUGAAUCUGCAGCCGCAGCAUUGAGAGAGGAAGGAAUGAAAAAGGAUCUUGCCAUAAGGGAAGACGCACACAAUAUUGCCUUCACCAGUGAUUCAUGCCAACUGCUAGAGUCCUAUAACACGCAGUCAGACAACAGUAAUCACAAUUGGGAUAAUUUGAUGUUGCAAAGUGAGAAAGAGAUGAGGGAAACUCCAAAUGAGUACUGUGUGGUGGAACAUACAUCGGCAAAAGAGCCUGAAAUCUCCGUGAGAUCAAAUGCUGCCCAGUCAACAAGACUGUCCUCUGAGGAAAUGUACACGGUUCUAAAACAUUAUCGACUGGAGCAUCCUGAGGAAGAUAAAAAGGAUCUACCUGCUGAAACGUAUCUAGGGUGUGCUCGUACAUGGCCUUGGGAGAUAAUAUACUAUAGAAAACUGAAGAAGGGUGCAAUUUCAGCCGAGAACUAUGCACGGAGAAUUGCUCAGAAUAAAGAGUUCUGUAUCGUCGAUAAUUACAUUCGUGGCAGUAGUGGAUGGGGAGAAUUGGGUGAAGAUAAUCCUUGAGCAGUUGUUCCGUUGACUAGUACAUUAUAUUCAUCGUUGCACAACAGUUUUGGACCUGAAUGAUCGUCCCUUGCAAAUUUCUUGAGACACGUAACGAAGCCUUGAUCAUAUACUUGCCAUGUAAUUCUAUGGUUAUGUUUUGCUACAUUUAAGAACCCAUCCAUAUCUGCUCAAGAAUAUAGACACACAAUGCUAAAGCUUCCGACUUUCUUACCGCCUUCAAGUGGUGAUGUGUUCUGUAGAAACACAUCUUCCAGAGUAGAAACAGAGGCAUUAUUGA